Messenger RNA from Amphimedon queenslandica, 1622 nucleotides. RefSeq lists its product as uncharacterized. The coding region runs from base 1 to 1311 and encodes 436 amino acids. Lineage: Eukaryota; Metazoa; Porifera; Demospongiae; Haplosclerida; Niphatidae. The record is from RefSeq and is a predicted model, not a curated record. Gene Ontology annotation, cellular component: axon; cytoplasm. The transcript is spliced from 7 exons.
AUGGCGGAGGAGCUGGGGAGCCUUAGUACGUCCUCCUGGUCGGAAUGGGAAGGCAUUGAUAUCGAGACUCAAGGUAAGGAAAGCCCAGGGGAAGAUCCUUUCGAAAAUGAGACGACUGGUGAGCAGGCUGACCCGUCUACUGAUUGGGCAUCGUUCAAUGACCCGCCACUGGAGUCAAACGCACCUCUUCCUACACCCGCUAGUCACAGUAAAAAUGUAGAAACUGUUUUUAAAACCUGUUUUGAGGUCCCUCUCGAGUCUAAUGAAGAGACGACAACACUCAGUAGAGUGGGGCCACUUGCUGUUGAAACAAAGUUUUUACAAAGACUUCAUAAAUCGACAGUGUCUCUUUCUUUAUCCAGUUGGUCUCAUUCACUUGUUAAGGAUCAGCUCUUACUCACUUUGCUUGCACACAAUGAGGAUUGUCAGACAGCAAGUGAACAAAGUACCUCUAUAGAUCUAGAACUCUCGGCAUUCUCACCUUUUGAUUGGACGCAGGAUGACGGAGACGAAGAGAAAGGGGACAGCGAUAGUGAGGGUGUGUCGUUUUCUCCUGAUCUCAUGCAAGGAUUAUUCAGACAGUGCAAUGGAGGGAUUGAUAGCCCAGUGGAGUUUGAAUACGAUCACGACAAAGCUACAUUAGGGCUGUCUAUGCUAUCAAUGGAUGAACUCAUCCAAAUGAGAGAUGAAAUGUCUACAAAAGUGAACAAUCAGUCAGACGAGCUUAUCUCCCUCCUCCAAACUAGAGACAUUUUAAUACGAGAGACAGACACAAAGAACAAGUUUAUAGCAGCACUCCUGAGAGUGCAGGACAGAAAGCAUGCCUCUAUCAAUGGGAGCAUAUCGACUAGCGGUAGCAGCAUUGCUUCUGGUCAUGCACCAUCAGGAGCCAGUUCUAAUGGAGGAAGUAGUGUGGGUGAGAACAAGAGAACAUCACGUCAUAGACGAGUACCCUCUGAUCCAAAGAGAGCAGUAUCAUCGUCAGAGACCAAGAGACCUUCAGGGUUGUCUGAGGAGAGGCCCAGAUCAAGAACAAGGAGUAGGUCACAGAUACUGUCACAGAAUCUCUCGAAGAGUCUCGCACUUGUUUGGUCGAAAGGAAGGAGACCUUCUGUUGUUGAUGAGAAGAAUAAUGAAGCAUAUCUACAGGUUGUCAUACCAUACAGACACACUGAGGGAUCAGAUAUUUCUUACUCUGUACCUCUCUUAAAACAAUGGAUAACAAUAUUAAAAGCAAUGGCAGAGCGUAGCCCUAACCUACCCACUCUCAUAUCAACAUACUUACAAUCUGAAGUUAUUGAUUCAGACUGAUGUACAUACACACUGCAUCUUGUUCUCUUUUUUUAUUAAUUUAUGUGAUUAUAGCUGUCUUGAUUUUACCAUGUGUGAAAUGAUUUAUUUAUUUUUAAAAAGUUAAUUGACUCAAAUUUUAUAGAUAACAUGACGGCAUCAAUGUGUAUCAGAAUUAUUGAUGAAAUAUAUAAAUCCAAGACUUUAGGUUCAAAGACAAUUGAUAAUGUUCAAUUCAUAAUAAACAAUAUUACAUUAAUGUGAUGUAUUUAAAUAAAGUUCUGCAUUCUUGUAAACAUAAGACUUCAUCUGUUACAACAGUCACUUUUCUU